Molecule: messenger RNA, 8257 nt
Organism: Blepharisma stoltei
Lineage: Eukaryota; Ciliophora; Heterotrichea; Heterotrichida; Blepharismidae
Source: the annotation of a GenBank genome assembly
AUGACAGUAGUCGGUCACCUACGAGCGUUGCUGUUUAAAAACUGGCUUUUAUGGAGGCGAGAACUUUUCGGGUCAAUGUGUGAAAUUUUGUUCCCAGUUCUUCUUAUUGUGUUCAUGGUUCUCUUAAGAUUAGCUUUACCAUCAGAGCACAAAAGUGCUAAAUCAUAUCUAGAAAAAGACUUGCAAAUUGUCGGCCCUAUAAACUCAUACAACAAAGGGCUGUAUAACGAGACGUAUAACCUUGGUUACACCCCUUUUAAGUGGUGCGAACAAGUUAUCAAGUAUGGCUGGACCUGGGCAAUUGUGGAUGAAACAGGUGAUCUCAAUUCCCAAGCACUCAAAACGUACUUAACUGAAAAUGUUUGGCUCAAGAUGGAAAAUCAUACAGAUCGCCAAAUCACACCAAUGAUUUUCUCUACAAUGGAUAAAUUAGAAGACUACAUAACAGAUUCAGACUACGAUGAUAAAGGUCAUACAAAAAUUUGUUUUGCUGUCGGAAUAAAGAUGGAAUUAAAUAUGGCGUCUCAACUUGGGCCUGGCCUUCCGGCCAGGCAGUCUCGAGCCCUAUUUUAAUUAUAUCCGGCAAGGUUUGGCCAUAUAAGAGAUUGACAGCAAUGCGAGGUAAGCAAUUUCAGCAGUAUGCGGAGUCUAGCCCAAGUUUGUUCUCAGGUAUGGAUUUUACCUCAUGGGGAAGGAGGGCACAGUAGCUGGAAAGUGGAAGCCCAGAAAAGUCAUUAGGACCAAUCGGGCAACUUCAUAGCGUGAAACUGAGAGCUACGACACGGGCUCUGUGCUUUUCCUUUUUUUCCGGGAGUAGGCCAGAUCCAUUUUUGAAUUUUCCAGCAGGCAACCCAUAUCGCACGCUCAUGGCCGUCUUAGUCGGCAACACUGCGCGGAGGCACACCCUGGUGCAACAAAGCAGAUCAGCCCAGUGGUCUGUGGGCCCGGUGUGACGAAACCGCAGCGGGAAGAUCUGGAUUUGGGCAACCCGUAAAAGACGUUAAACUUAUAAAUCUUAACGUAAUGUCGGAAUAAAGAUGAAGUAUCCUAACUCAACAAUAUGGAUUCGAUACAACUAUACCGAUACAGAUCCAGAUAAUCAAAGUGUCUAUGGCGAUUCUUGGGAUAUUUUUCUAACAAGCUAUUUUACAGCGGUCAAUAAAUACCAAAAGAGUGUAAUAACAACCUAUCAGCAUGACUUUGCAAAUAGUGGGUUCUUAGACCUCCAGAAUAUGGUCUAUAACUUCUAUUUAAGUCAGAAAGAGCCUGAAGCUUACUUACAGUUUGGAUUUGUUCCUAUGCAUGGAAUGAAAUAUAUCGAAGAUAGCUUUAUGAGUGGGUUUGCUGGGACAUUGGGAUUUUUUAUGUUCAUUACGUCACUUGUGCCUGUUUCAAGACUCAUUAAUAAGAUGACAACAGAAAAAGAAACAAAGGUCAAAGAAGCUAUGAAAAUGAUGGGACUUACUGAUACCCCUUACUUCCUUUCUUGGAUCAUCAUGCUCGGUUAGGCUAUUAAAAAUAGGUGUUAGCCAUAUUGGUGACGCAAUCACCAAAGACCUCCCAUACGAGGUUCUAACGUUUUUCGACUCCAGCCUAGAGGUUCUAUCGCCCCAAAAUGGAUGCUACUUCUGGUACCUUCUGUCCUUCUUGCCUUUUCAAUCUUGAGUGGGUGGCUUAUGGAUUUUCGUGGCACUGCUACGGACAAUUGGAGUAGCUUGAUUCCAUGGAUCAGUCAAUGGGAGUCUGUCGAAUGUCGAAGUGCCUUCCUUUGACAGCUACAGGAAAAAAACUGCUCCCUGUGGCCUGGGCGAACCCCCCAAUUUCUCGGUAGAAGGAUGUCCAUGAGUCCUCGGUUCCAAAAGACAUUGUCGGGCACCUCCAUUUCCAACCACAAGAAAGCAGCCACUGAGGCUGCACUUGAUUCUUGACUCAGAGUCCCAGUUCGCCGUGGGCAUAAGAUCUGGACUGUUGCGCCAAAAGGGCAGGACCAUUUUAAUGUAUAUUCUUGAAUCAUUAUGUACAUCAUAAUUUUCGGAAUCAUCAGCAUCCUUUCAACUUUUAUUGGCUGAGAGUUAUUCAAUUACUCCAAUAAAUUCUUAGUCUUUCUGAUGUUUUUCUUGUACGGCUUAUCAUGUAUAGGGUUUUGCUUUUUGAUUUCUUCCUUUUUUUCUAAAGCCAAAACAGCUAUUUUAGUCGGAGUUUUGAUGUUUUUCAUUACCUAUUUCACUCUUUUUGCAGUCACCAGUACUACCCCUCGAGGAACAAAAGUUGGUUUAUCGAUUUUCAAUACAGUAGCGAUGGCAACAGGAUUUUCUACUUUGAUUAAUCUCCAACCAUAAUAAUAAAAUGGCUCAGUGCGGAAUUAGUUCUCUCCGAGAACUAUUCCUUCCUUCCUUCGCUUUUAUUAUUAUAGGAUUCAGUUUUCCACGUGGACUUUUAUCCGCAGCACCAAUAUGGAAUACAGCACAGGGUAUUUAAUUGGUCCAGGAUAUUAUGGACAUUUGUUUUUGCUGCUUGGCACACCCGAGGAGGGUGACCCUUAGGCAGAGCACGCGCAGUAGUCAAGUUCGGGCGAGGCAAUGCUGCCGGUGCGGAACUUCUGGCCUAGCUGGAGGCGAAGCCUUAUAGAAGGUUGAUCGGGCUGGCCGGUCCAAGAUGGCUUGGUGACGUCACCAGAUUAGGGGUUAAAAGGAUGGGCUUAUGCAUGCCUAAAUCAUCCUGCUGAAGAAGUCAUACACCUUAAGUAAAUAAGUAAGUAAGAUUAAUCUCCAAGCCAAUCAAGUUGAAGUUGAUUUCUCAUCAGCUGGGGAUGUUUAUGAAAAUUAUACAGUUGCUACUGCACUGAUUAUGCUUACUAUCGAUACUAUUGUGUAUUUCCUUCUUGCUUUUUAUUUUGAUAAAGUAAUUCCCUCAGAAUAUGGAGUCGCCUUGAAGUGGUACUUUCCUUUUACCAAGUCGUUUUGGAUGGGACAUCAGACAAAUGACUCAGAAUUUAGUGAGCAAGAACUAGCUGGAAUCAAGGAGGAAGAAGAAAAAAGAAGAAGAGAGCUAAAAAAUAAUGAUAAAAUCGAAGAAGCAGAAAAUGUGCUUCUGAAACAAAUUGAAACAGGGCAAGCUAUGGUUGUCAGAGGACUAAGGAAACACUUUGGGGGAAAAGUUGCUGUGGAUGGCUUAGAUUUGGAUAUGUUUAAAGGACAGAUUAAGAUUAAAAUUAACUAAGCCGUUCGCAAUAGCAGGGCCGGGGAUUUGCACCACUUCACGCUCAUCGCCUAUGGUGAGACCUCGGCGGACACCCUUUCUUGUUGCCGCAAACAAAGGAUUCGCACACAUGAGUAUUGACUUCCAUGGCUCCUGGAGUCUGAGAGCCAAUCACAUGGGUCGAAACUCCCAGUUUCUCGUUAGGCAAAUACCGUCUUCAGGGUCUGUGGGUCAUAUUGCCACACAGAAAAUGGCCGACCUUGCGCUUUCCAAUGAUUGUCCUGGAGGAAAAACCCCAAGUCCAGAGGAUUAGCUCCCUGAGGCCCGGAGAAACCCUAGCCCGGCAUGCAUAAAUGGUAUGUCGUCACCAUUUUUAUGUAUUAAAGGACAGAUAUUUGCUUUACUUGGACAUAAUGGAGCAGGCAAAACUACAACGUUAUCGAUGUUGACUGGACUUUUAAAGCCAACUUCUGGAACUAUGACAGUCAAUGGGUUUAAUUUCAAUACAGAGAUGGGCGAAAUCAGAAAAAACCUUGGUGUUUGUCCUCAGCAUGACGUCCUAUUCAAAAACCUGACAGUUUAUGAGCAUCUUUUAAUGUUCAGCAGAUUUAAAGGAAUGACUGAUAAAGAAGAAAUCAAGAGAGCCAUUGACGAAAAACUAACAGAAGUCGAGCUUCAAGACAAAAAAAAUACGAAGGCAGGAAAUCUGUCAGGAGGUCAAAAAAGGAAGCUUUCUUUAUCCAUCGCUUUAAUUGGAGGCUCAAAGAUAGUGAUGCUUGAUGAGCCCACUUCUGGGAUGGAUUUGACUGCAAGAAGAAGGAUGUGGGAUAUGUUGAGAAAUGAUAAGAAAGACAGGAUCAUUAUUUUGACAACCCAUUAUAUGGAAGAAGCUGAUAUUCUUGCAGAUAGAAUUGCAAUCAUGGCUGAAGGAAAAGUACACUGCUUACUCCCCCCUCGUGAAUGAACAAAGCCAUUAGAAAAAUCCCUUUGUUUUGCCUAAGAACCCACUCUCCGUAAGGGAACAAAAAUUUUUUAUGAAAAAAAAAUUGAUAUAUAAGAGAUAAUUAGUAUAAUUAAAUCUCAAGCUAAUUCCGUUUAAUUUAAAACAAAUUGCGUUUUAAAACAUAAAUUUUAUAAAUUAAAUUAAUGUUUGCUUCCCAUAUUUUUGCAAAUUAGGAUAUUUUUAAAAUUUCGAAAAAAAAAUAUUUUCUAUAAAAUAUAUAUAAUUUUUUUUUAAAAAAAAAAUUAAUUUUGUUCACUCACGGAGGGCUGGGAGUUAGGAAGUCCUUUGUUUUUAAAGAAAAGGUUCGGAGUUGGCUAUAACCUUACUAUUAAUAGAAGAAUCGAAGCAAGUGGAAAAGAAUACUCUAAUCAGGUCACCGACCUUAUUAAAAAAUAUGUCCCAGACGCUGAAAUUCUGACUGAAGUUUCAGCAGAAACAUCAUACCAGCUUCCUCUUGCUGCAUCAAUUAUCUUUAAUCAGCUAUUCCAAGAAAUUGAUAGAAGAACAGCAGACCUGAAAAUUGAAAACUAUGGGAUAUCUGUAACUACCCUUGAAGAAGUCUUUAUAAGAGUUGCCAGAGGCGACGAUGAAAGUGUUUUAGAAAAAAGAAAAAGCAUUAAAAGAGACGAAAGCAGUGUUGAGCACACUUUUGACGGUUCACAAUUUGAAACUGAUCUUGCAGAUGCUCGAAAAUUUAAUAUCGCUGAAGAUCGUCUUAAAGGGAUUCUCUUCUUUUCUCAUUUCCUUGCGUUAAUUCAAAAGCGUGUAGUAUAUUCAUGGAGAGACUUGAAAGGGUUUGUUUUAGAAAUAUUUUUGCCUCUGCUUCUGGUUAUUGGAGGUCUUGCGCUCCUUACCAAAGUUAGUGUAUUUGAAGAUCAAAAAUCUUGGAAAUUGACUGUAGAUAAAUAUAGCACUCCUCAGGAGGUUUUAUGGAACUAUGAUGUAUCUGAUCCAGUUAUAUCAUCUAAUGCAAAAGAAAUUAUUUCUCAUAACAUGAAUCGCCAAUAUCCGACAUCAAAAUUAACAAAUGAGGAUUUAUCUUCUUCAACUAUUAGUAGCUUUGAUCAAGACAUAUAUGAUGAAAGAGAUCAUCAUCCUUAUAGAAUGGGGUCUUAUUACUUCUACCAAACUGAUAAUAUUACUAACUUCUCCCCAAAAAUAAUUAUUAAAUACUCUUAACUCUCUUUAAAAGUUUAUAAAAAAUAUAUAUUUUUUAUUUUAUACAUAAAUUUUUUUUUUAACCUCCAUCCUUGAUAGAACGAUGGCGAGCCGUUCAAUCAAGGAUGGGUUUAAUUUUCCCAAAUUUUUAGGAUUUUUUACAGUCAAUCGGUCGCUCAAGGAUGGGGGGGGAGUAAACAGUUCGCAGUAGCCAUUUUCCAUAACACGACUGCAAUCCAAGCUGCUCCUACAUACGCAAAUAUGCUAGGGCAAGCAGUAGCUCAAUACGCUCUUGGACAGGAUUUAAAAAUUUCAAUGUACAACUGGCCUUUACCUUUGACUAAAAAACAAGAGAAUUUAGCCAGAAAUGCAGGAACCUUUUAUGUUUCGAUGAUUUUUGCUAUUGGAAUGGCAUUUAUUCCGACAGGGCUUGUAACUUUUAUAGUGAAAGAAAGAGAAAAUAAUGUAAAGCACCAGCAUCUGGUAAGUGGGGUCUCCAUUCCUGCCUACUGACUCUCAUCUUAUACAUGGGAUUUGCUGAAAUUUAUGAUACCUGGAAUUUUAUCUGUUUUAAUGAUUCAAGCCUUUGAUCUUAAAAGCUUGACUGAAAAUAACGAAAUUUACACAGCGACCUGAAUACUAUUUAUGCUAUUCGGGGUGGCGAUUUGCCCACAUACGUAUGCUUCAAGCUUUUUAUUCAAGAAUUACUCAAUAGCCCAGUUUUAUAUUUUCAUUUAUAACUUGAUCAUGGGAGCUGUCGCAGCUACCGUUGUGUGGACUUUGAGGCUGAUUUCUGACGAUACAAGAAAUAUCUCACUUCUGAUUUCCAUGGCAGCAGGGUCUCAAGAAGGCGAAGGAGUCCGAGCUGAACAACUGCCCAGCAAAUCUUUUUCCCAGUCGAACAAGGUGGAACCGGGACGGUGCAAAACUGGUGAACCCUCACGGGUCGUGGUAACUGCGUUAACAAUAUGGCAGCAGCCUACUAGUAAUAACGAUAACGACAAUACAAGAAAUGUCGCUGAUGGGCUCCAGUACAUUUUUAGACUAGCGUCUCCAAUGUUUUGCUUUUCUUUUGGAAUUAUGAAUGUCUCUAAUAGAGAAGCUUAUGCAUCAGCCUAUGGAGAAAAAGUUCAAGCACCAUUGGCUUGGGAUAUCGCAGGCGCUGAUGUCUUUUUCCUUGGCUUCCAUACAGUAAUUGGAAUUAUUUUGAUAUUUUUAAUUGAGUGGCUUGGAAAUGUUCAGUGGAUCAGAAAUAUUGGGUCAGCAAGAGAUCCAGGCGAAAGCGAAUACAGGCCUGACGAUGAUGUGGAAAACGCUAAAGAGGUGGCUGCCAAAACUGAUCCAAAAGAAGUCGCAGUGAAGGUUUCUGGAGUCAGAAAAGUGUACGGAACGAUGUUUGGUAAGUCUCAAGUAAAGGUUGCAAUUGAAGAGAUUUCAUUUAUUGUCCCAUUCCAAGAAGCUUUUGCAUUACUGGGUGUUAAUGGAGCAGGGAAGACUUCGACAUUUAGAAUUUUAACUGGAGAGUAUGGCCCAACAAAAGGCGAAGCUUAUAUAAAUGGCUGCAACGUUAUAACUCAUUUAUCAGAAGCAAGAUACAAUAUUGGCUAUUGCCCUCAGUUUGAUGCUUUAACUGAAUUGCUUACUCCUACUGAGCACUUGAGGCUUUAUGCUAAGAUUAAAGGGAUUCCUAACUCCCCCCCUCCGUGAGAACAAAAAACCAUUGAAAAAUCCCUAUUUUUUGCCCAAAAAAACCCCCCUCAGUGAGUGAACAAAAAUUUUUUCAAUAGAAUUGUUUUUUAUGGGAACAAAAUUUGAUAUAUAAGUGAUAACUAUUAUCAUGAAAUCUCGAGCUAAAUCUUUUUAAUUUUAAAUAAAUUGCGUUUUUAAAACAUAAACUUUUUAAAUUAAAUUAAUAUUUGCUUUCCAAUUUUUGCAAACUAAGAUUUUUUUUAAAAUCUCAAAAACCCCUCCAUGAGUAAAAAAAAUUUUUUUGUUCACUUACGGAGGGGGAGUAAGCACUUAGUGCCUAAAUUUGUAGAAAAGCAAUUAAAAGAUAUGGGCUUGGAAAAAUAUGCCACUGUCAGAGCUGGAAAAUUAAGUGGUGGUAAUAAAAGAAAACUUUCAGUAGCAAUUGCUUGCAUUGGAAAUCCUCCAGUUGUUUUCUUAGAUGAGCCAAGUGCAGGAAUGGACCCUGAAGCUCGCAAAAACAUGUGGAAAGUUAUCAAUAGCAUCAAAUCUCAAAAGGUUAGUAUAAUUCUGACUACUCACUCUAUGGAUGAAGCUGAAGCUCUCUGCAAUACUAUUGGGAUCAUGGUCGCUGGAAGGCUACGCUGCCAUGGCACUGCAACUCAUAUCAAGAAUAAAUUCGGCUCAGGUUAUGAGUUUUUCUUGAAAGCCAAGUAUCCAAAUGAAGAUGAAAUAGCCCGCGAUGUUCGGAGGGUUCAAAAUAUACUCCCAGGCGAUGUUGUAGACGAUGUUAACGUACUGAGAGCUCUGACUGAGCUAAACUGUGCACAGCUUUAUGAUGAGGUUUCCAAGCAAGGCUCAGGGUCUCAUAUAAGAGAAGAAUUAAAUGAAAAGCAGUGCGUUGACUUAAAGACUUUAGUUGAGUGGGUCAUAUUAGAAAUAUAUGGAGCAACUAUUUAUAAUUGGCUUAAAGAGCAGUUUCAUGAAGUCAGCUUAAUUGAGCAUUAUGGAACUUCGUUUAAAUUUAGAGUGGAGAAAGGAGACAAUAAGAGCAUUGGUGAGAUCUUUGGACUUAUAGAGCAUAUGAAAGAUAAUUUGAAUAUCAGCGAAUAUUCUUUAAGCCAAACAACGCUUGAGCAGAUAUUCAACAUGUUCGCUACAGAAACAGUUGUAUCGAAUGCUCGGUUAAGUAGAAGAGUACAACCAGCAUAA